Messenger RNA from Pichia kudriavzevii, 714 nucleotides. RefSeq lists its product as uncharacterized. The coding region runs from base 1 to 714 and encodes 237 amino acids. NCBI's taxonomy places the organism in Eukaryota, Fungi, Ascomycota, Pichiomycetes, Pichiales, Pichiaceae. The transcript has a single exon. The record is from RefSeq and is a predicted model, not a curated record. Gene Ontology annotation, cellular component: mitochondrion.
AUGUUCCCCGUACGCUCCACACUCCGUCAAGCUCGUCAGUUUUCCUCUACGUCUCGCUCUCUCUCGGUGUUGGACUACUUCAAGUUCUUCAAGAAGAAGACCCCAAGCAACACUCCUCAACCAAAGCAAACCGCUCAAGUCAUUGAGGAAGUUAAAAAUAAUCAGGACAAGAUAACAUCCGAAGCAGAGAUUGAAAUCAUUGGUAAGAAAAACCCACGGUACUACGACGAAGAAGUCAUUGCAGAGAACCUGAAGGGGUUCAGUGAAAAAUAUUGGAUUCAAGGCCAAUCUAUAAAACAGGGUGAUGUUUCAGAGUUGUUGGCAUCCAUAUUCAACCAACAUAAAGUCACCCCUGAUGAUAAACCAAUUGAUAACUUAUACCUUAGAUUUGCUAUCUUUAAAGCAGUACAAGAAAGGUUCGGCGUCUUUAUUCCAGAUUCAAAAUUCACCUUUCUAGAUUCUUACGCUCAAUUCGAAUCGACUCUACAGAAUUUGCUCGAUCCUGCCCUGAAAACCACAAAAAAGAACGAAUUCCAGCCAGAUGCAGUUGACUUCAACCUCGAGGAGUUUAAAGGUACUAAUGUCCACAUCACAAAACAUGUAUUCAAAUCUGAAAAGGAGAAGAAAUAUGCUGAGUUGUUGGAGAAGGCUAAACUUGAAGAGGAAAAAUCUCUGGAAAACUAUAAGUCUUCUAACUCGACUUCCUCCGUUUGA